Messenger RNA from Hibiscus syriacus, 347 nucleotides. RefSeq lists its product as uncharacterized. The record is from RefSeq and is a predicted model, not a curated record. Gene Ontology annotation, biological process: positive regulation of gene expression; positive regulation of cell population proliferation; regulation of root meristem growth. The transcript has 3 exons. Gene Ontology annotation, molecular function: growth factor activity. The coding region runs from base 1 to 342 and encodes 113 amino acids. NCBI's taxonomy places the organism in Eukaryota, Viridiplantae, Streptophyta, Magnoliopsida, Malvales, Malvaceae.
AUGGCUGCUGAGAGGGUCAUAACAUUCCUCUUCAUUUUAGUUCUAGUAGCUGCAUUGAUCUCCUUUGCGCAAGCCAAUCAAGGUUCAAACCAUAAGACAGCUCCAACUGGAAAGGAACUAGUGAAUGGCGCUGAUGAACUUGCUGCAAACGAGAAUUGGGUAAUUGGAGGGAGAAAAUUAAUGGUGCAAACGAAGAAGGUGAAGAUGAGUGGUGGUGUCGGACUUGGAGGGUCGACCGCUAUUGUUAACUUGUCUGAUGAGGUCGAUGGUCAUCAGUCAAGUUUCGAGACCUUGAAUGCUGAUUAUCAUGCACCAAGGCAUCCUCCUCCUAAGAAUAACUAAUUAGG